GUUGUGGGUUUAGAAAUUGCAUCCCCAAUCAAAUGUCCAGGCCUAUGUUUCCUCAUCCAAUUACUGUACACGAUCAGUCUUUCUCUCAAACGUCCAAUCACCGCAGGUGGCCAAUCUUUCGAAAUCAUCGCGCUACCUUUACGUCAUUUGUUGACAACGUUGAAUGUACAUUCCAUCAGUUUCAUCCGCCAGCUCAGCGAUUAAGAAUAUAAAACAGGGGAGCUCAUUGGAGUCCAAUACCUGUUGAGGCAGAGUCAACAGCCCCUGGAGGACAUGACCCCUGGCUCAGACAGGACAUCAGAGUUGCUGGAGGACAUGGAGGAACAAGAGGAAGAUGACGAAGGCUUUAUUGAUACCUUGGGAGAGGAGGCCAUUGUUGAAAAUCUAGUGGCACCAGAUGAUGAGCUGCCCUCUACCCAGCCGCCCUCUACCCAGCCACCCUCUACCCAGCUGCCCUCUGCCGUGCUGCCCUCUACCCAGCUGCCCUCUGCCGUGCUGCCCUCUACCCAGCUGCCCUCUACCCAGCCGCCCUCUACCCAGCUGCCCUCUGCCGUGCUGCCCUCUACCCAGCCGCCCUCUACCCAGCUGCCCUCUGCCGUGCUGCCCUCUGCCGUGCUGCCCUCUACCCAGCCGCCCUCUACCCAGCCUCCCUCUGCCGUGCUGCCCUCUGCCGUGCUGCCCUCUACCCAGCCGCCCUCUACCCAGCUGCCCUCUGCCGUGCCGCCCUCUACCCAGCCGCCCUCUACCCAGCUGCCCUCUACCCAGCCGCCCUCUACCGUGCUGCCCUCUGCCGUGCUGCCCUCUACCCAGCCGCCCUCUACCCAGCUGCCCUCUACCCAGCUGCCCUCUACCCAGCCGCCCUCUACCGUGCUGCCCUCUACCCAGCCGCCCUCUACCCAGCUGCCCUCUGUCGUGCCGCCCUCUACCCAGCCGCCCUCUACCCAGCUGCCCUCUACCCAGCCGCCCUCUGCCGUGCUGCCCUCUACCCAGCUGCCCUCUACCCAGCCGCCCUCUGCCAUGCUGCCCACUCACCUGCCCGCUCACCUGCUGUCGCCUGCUCUGUCUGUGCCCAGUGCUGUGCCGUCCUCUGCAGCCAGUGCCCAGUCUCAGUCCGCUGCACUGUCCACUCACCUGCCCCCUCACCUGCUGUCGCCUGCUCCGUCUGUGCCCAGUGCUGUGCCCUCCUCUGCAGCCAGUGCCCAGUCUCAGUCCGCUGCGCGCCUGUCCCCUCACCUGCUGUCGCCUGCUCUGUCUGUGCCCAGUGCUGUGCCCUCCUCUGCAGCCAGUGCCCAGUCUCAGUCCGCUGCACACCUGCCCCCUCACCUGCUGUCGCCUGCUCUGUCUGUGCCCAGUGCUGUGCCCUCCUCUGCAGCCAGUGCCCAGUCUCAGUCCGCUGCACUCCUGCCCCCUCACCUGCUGUCGCCUGCUCUGUCUGUGCCCAGUGCCGCCGAUUUCGUUUGGCUGUGACGGAAAUCCUUCUGGUAACUUUUGUGAGGCUUGGUCCA
Alosa sapidissima (American shad) is the source of this 1505-nucleotide messenger RNA. RefSeq names its product vegetative cell wall protein gp1-like. Lineage: Eukaryota; Metazoa; Chordata; Actinopteri; Clupeiformes; Clupeidae. The coding region runs from base 274 to 1467 and encodes 397 amino acids. The record is from RefSeq and is a predicted model, not a curated record. The transcript is spliced from 2 exons.